ACAGAACCCUCUUCUCGCUCUAUCCUCUCUUCCUGUCCGUGCUAGGGUUCUUAGGGUUUUUCUCUUGCUUGGUCCUCUUCUUCGGCGACGGAGAGGCAGCGAUCGAGACGAUGAGCGGUGACAAGAAGCUGGAAGGCAUCAACCUGACCGAUCUUGCCUCGGCCCUCCCUGCCAACGCGCCAGUGAAAAAUGUGGAAAAAGUUACAAUGGUAAACAAUUAUGGGGAGAUGCUUGUUGGGGUGCUUCAUAGAACUAGUUCUGAAAAGCUUGUGAUCUUGUGCCAUGGGUUCCAAUCCUCGAAAGAAGACAAAAGUUUGUUGACCCUUGCUGAUGCAUUGACAAAGGAAGGAUUCAGUGCCUUUCGGUUUGAUUUUGCUGGAAAUGGUGAAAGUGAUGGUGUAUUCCAGUAUGGCAACUACCGAAAAGAGGCAGAUGACUUGCGUGCUGUAAUUAUUCAUUUAGCUAAGCAAAAAUACAACAUUUGUGCUAUUCUUGGGCAUAGUAAAGGAGGAAAUGCGGUGCUCUUGUAUGCAUCUAUCUAUGGUGGCAUUGAUACUGUCAUCAACAUUUCUGGCCGUUUUGCUUUAGAAAGAGGGAUAUCAGGGCGUCUUGGAAAAGAUUUUAAGCAACGAAUCAAGAAGGAUGGCUUUAUUGAUGUGAAGGACAAAAGAGGUAAGGUUGAGUAUCGGGUGAUGGAAGAGAGUUUAAUGGAUCGGUUAACCACUGAUAUGCGUGCAGCAUGCAUUUCCAUCAACAAGGAAUGCAGAGUUCUCACAGUUCAUGGUUCAGCUGAUGAGAUAGUGCCAGUUGAAGAUGCGAAAGAAUUUGCCAAACUCAUUGCAAACCACAAGCUGUGUAUCAUCGAGGGUGCAAAUCAUAAUUAUACUAAGCAUCAAUCUGAAUUGGCUUCAAUCGUGUUGGAUCUCCUUAAACGCGGCUGUCCACCAAGUUCCAAUUGUAUGAUAACUCUAAGAUCAAGGCUAUGAAAUGCUUGCAAUGAGUACACAGCUAGUGGCAAGAAAGGGAAAUGGUACAUCAGAAGUAAGAAUCACAUGCAGUUGGGUAAAUACUUCUGAAGCCCAAAUUCUUGUGAGAUUUUUCCAUAUAAGAGCUUUAGAGGCAAGCAUUCAGAGAUUUUUCUCCCCAAUCAGCAUCCAGCAUGCGUGGGGAUAAUUUAAAUUUUAGUUCAAGAACACCGGCAGACGAUGUGAUUCUUAUUGUGUAUAGAUAUUUUUACAGAUUCUUAAUAAUGUAUAUUUAUACAUACAUUUUUGAUACUA
Dioscorea cayenensis subsp. rotundata (Guinea yam) is the source of this 1280-nucleotide messenger RNA. RefSeq names its product arylesterase-like. The record is from RefSeq and is a predicted model, not a curated record. The transcript has 7 exons. Lineage: Eukaryota; Viridiplantae; Streptophyta; Magnoliopsida; Dioscoreales; Dioscoreaceae. Bases 111 to 986 code for a protein of 291 amino acids.